Staurois parvus is the source of this 891-nucleotide messenger RNA. NCBI's taxonomy places the organism in Eukaryota, Metazoa, Chordata, Amphibia, Anura, Ranidae. The record is from the annotation of a GenBank genome assembly.
GAACUUGCACUUGGGAACCCUUGGGUCAUCAAACUGCAUGAAGUCUAUGAAACAGCCACUGAAAUGAUCCUUGUCUUAGAAUAUGCUGCCGGUGGUGAAAUCUUCAACCAGUGUGUAGCAGAAAGAGAAGAGGCCUUCAAAGAGAAGGAUGUCCAGCGGCUCAUGAGGCAGAUUUUAAAGGGAGUUUCAUUUUUGCACAGGCACAAUGUGGUGCAUCUUGACCUGAAGCCACAAAACAUUCUAUUGACCAGUGACCGUCCACUUGGAGACAUACAAAUUGUGGAUUUUGGCUUGUCCAGGGUUGUGAAUAACAAUGAGGAACUGAGAGAAAUUAUGGGGACCCCAGAAUAUGUUGCACCUGAGAUCCUGAGUUAUGAACCCAUCAGCACAGCUACUGAUAUGUGGAGCAUUGGGGUACUGGCCUAUGUUAUGCUCACAGGCACCUCCCCUUUCCUGGGGGACGACAAGCAGCACACUUUCCUAAACAUUUCUCAGUUGAAUGUCAGUUACACAGACGGGGACUUUGACGGGAUAUCGGAACUGGCUAUUGAUUUUAUCAAAGCCCUUUUAGUGAAGGAGCCAGAAAGUCGGGCGAAUGCUGAGGACUGUCUCCAGCAUCCAUGGCUAGCUGAGGGCGAUCUCCCGGAUCCUUAUGCUAGUGCCAUGAAUUCCGUACAGGACAACAGCCAGGAAGUACAAUCGGAGGAGGAGCUGAAAACAGAAAGUUCCCUGGAAACCAGUCCAGGUCAGGUAGACUCAGAAGAACAGACUGUAACAGAGGAGUUGAUCUUGAUGGCUUCUUACACAUUGGGACAGUGCAGACAGACUGACAUGGAAAAACAAUCUGAAUCUAAAGCCAUUACAAAGCGAUUUUUUAAGUUUGAAGAGCCA